AUGGAUCCACCGAGUCCAACCUGGAUAUACUCCAAUGCGGCAUUGCAGGAAGAAAUGCUCUGCCCCAACGUUGCUGAGGUGGCCUUCUACGACACCAUGGGACGACAGAUAUGGUUGGGGAACGCCAUGCUUCUCGCAAGCGCUGCAAUGACAGGAGUCUUGGUGGGGAUAGGCGGCGGCUACGGCCGGCGCUACCGCCACCACCGCUUCACCCGCUUCAUCUUCCUUGGAGCCAACAUACUGUUCUUGCCCAUCAUCUCUUUUGUCGUCUCUACCCUUCGUGACAGCUCCAAUGACUAUGUCAACAAAGAGGAUGGAACAACCUUGGCGGCAUUGUGCCAUUCAGUGUUCCACCCAUGCAUGGUCAUAACAUGGGCAUUCCUUGUUCAGAUGGCAGCUACCAAUGCUACCUCAGUUGUUGCCACUGAAAGCAGAGAAGGUCGAAAGGUAGGCCCCCCUUGGGAGCUGCUUGUCAAGGGCAUCUGGACCUUCUACCUUGGUGCCAGCAUCACAAAUAAACGUUUUUUUCAUGGGCUGUUCAGGAUUUCUCCUAGUGAGAACCAUGGACCAUUCACCCUCAUCUGUUCCAAGAUUAUGUUUGCGCCUUUUGUUCUCAUCUGUGCCAAGAUUUGGUUCAAAUGCUAUUCGUUUAGAAAGGCACGGAAAUCCUUUGCGCUAGGGCGCAACCCUAGUCUGAUUUUUGGGUACACGAAGGAGCUACAAGUAAGAAGCCAGCAUGGUGGAGCAACAACUGUAGGUGAGGAUGCAUUAUUUUCUCCUCUCUUAGUUAUGGGAGAAGAUAGCAGGCAAGUGAAGAAGCAACCUUGGGGGUAUGUGUUCAGCGACACAUGGACAAUGGCUAUUGACAGAAUUGGCUUGGUGACCCUUGAUAGAGUAUGGAAGUUGGACAGUGUGGCUCCGACAUCAAAAGACUUAUGCCUGUCCUUUGCAUUGUUCAAGUUGCUGAGAUGUCGAUUUGCAAGGUAUGAUAUCGCUAAUGCCGUUGGCUCCACAGGGCACAAGUUUUUCUGGAGCAUGCUGUUGAAGGAUGGUGAACAUAACAGGGUGUUUAGGGUCAGGUGCACAAGCAUGGCCGCAGUCAGAUCCACUGUGAGUUCUGGUGCAGUAAACUACAGGCGAUGCAAGAUAGUGAAUAAUUGGGAUGAGAAAAUAGGGCAGUGCUCAGUAUUAGUGCUUCACCCAACUACAAGAACAAACUUUAUUGGUCUUCUUAGUCGUGUAUUCCAUCAUUUGCCAGAUGAGAAGAUGAAGGUCAAUAUGCCAGCAGCAGUGAAAGCUUGCAUCAUGGAUUCGCUAAGAAGCACCGCUAGCAACACUCGAAGUCAAGCUGGAACAGGUUUCCUCUGGGCAUGCAAUGGAAAGAUGAGUACAUCUGAUAUGAUACUUACAUGGCACAUUGCCACAUGCAUCUUUGAGCAUAAGAGCGCUGCCACUCAUCUGUCACGGUAUUGCGCAUAUCUUAUGACCUGGUCCCCGGAGCUCCUUCCUGACGAGGUUGCAUGGACCAAGAGCUUGUAUGAGGAUGUCAAGAAGGAUACUGAGCGUGUCCUCAAUGUCCGUGCUGCGACCGUGCCACCGUUGAUGCCUAAGGCUGAGUACCAUGAUUUGGUGCAAUUGCUAAGCGAAAAGUCCAAUCAUUUAGUGGUGAAGAAUGGUGUGAGGCUCGGAAAACAAUUGGUGGAGUUGGUUGACGGUGAGGAAACAGCAUGGGCAAUCCUAGCGGGUUUCUGGGCAGAGAUGAUCCUGUACAUCGCGCCAUCCAACAAUCUAAAAGGACACAAAAAGGCCAUCGCCCGUGGUGGAGAACUGAUCACUCUCCUCUGGGCACUGCUCUUCCAUGCUGGAAUAGCUAGUAGGCCAGGUGAAGCUGCCAGCGCUGCUGGUAGCGGCGUUGGUGUUUAG
Molecule: messenger RNA, 1923 nt
Organism: Miscanthus lutarioriparius
Lineage: Eukaryota; Viridiplantae; Streptophyta; Magnoliopsida; Poales; Poaceae
Source: the annotation of a GenBank genome assembly